UCCAUUUUCCCAUCCGAAAAAAGUAAAAAUAAAAUAAAAUAUUUAAAAAAAAAAACAGGAAAAAAAAUAACCAGGCAAACCCUCCGAUCCUCUCCUCCGCCAUGGUCGACCCUCCCACCACCGCUCCUUCUCCCCCCUCGCCGCCGCCGCCGUCAAUCAUGCCGAUGUUCUACUACUCUCUCAUCAUAAUCGCCACCGUCGCCGGUCUCCUCGCGCUCUACAACCUCAUAACCAUGAAAUGCGGCACUUACUCCUCGGAUCACCGCCGCUUCCCCGGUCCAAGCCGCUACCUAAGCCGGAGAUCUAUUUCCACCUUCAAAUACAAGCAGGACGCCGGCGGAGGCGGCGGCGGCGGAGGCACCGCCACCGCCACCUCCUCCACCGCCGCCUACACCGACAACGAAUGCGUCGUCUGCCUAUCGGCGUUCGAAGACGGCGAGGAAUUGAAACGCCUACCUAAUUGCAACCAUACCUUCCAUGCUCCGUGCAUCGAUAUGUGGCUAUAUUCGCACACCGACUGUCCUCUCUGCCGCACUCCUGUCGCACCUCCGCCGCCGCCUCCUCCCCCGGAGCUCCGCCGCGACGCUCUUCUCGGUCCGGUGGUUCUCGUUUAGCCCCCAAAUAAGAGAUUCGUCCGCCGUCAAGCAUCAACGGCCAAGAUGACUUCCGCUUUGAGAUUUACGACGACGUGAAUUGGAAAUUUUGAUUAUUUUUACAAAAUAAUGAAAAUUUAAUGUAUCCUAAAAAUAGAUUGCUUCAUUUGUAACUUUAUACACUUUUUGUACAAUUUUUUGCUAACUUCGAAGAGUUUUGU
This is a messenger RNA of Andrographis paniculata, 814 nucleotides long. RefSeq names its product E3 ubiquitin-protein ligase EL5-like. NCBI's taxonomy places the organism in Eukaryota, Viridiplantae, Streptophyta, Magnoliopsida, Lamiales, Acanthaceae. Gene Ontology annotation, biological process: protein ubiquitination. The record is from RefSeq and is a predicted model, not a curated record. The transcript is spliced from 2 exons. Bases 102 to 614 code for a protein of 170 amino acids.